Messenger RNA from Schizosaccharomyces cryophilus OY26, 2966 nucleotides. RefSeq names its product meiotic PUF family protein 1. The transcript is spliced from 3 exons. Lineage: Eukaryota; Fungi; Ascomycota; Schizosaccharomycetes; Schizosaccharomycetales; Schizosaccharomycetaceae. The coding region runs from base 447 to 2168 and encodes 573 amino acids. Gene Ontology annotation, cellular component: cytoplasm. The record is from RefSeq and is a predicted model, not a curated record. Gene Ontology annotation, molecular function: mRNA 3'-UTR binding. Gene Ontology annotation, biological process: post-transcriptional regulation of gene expression.
GGAAUAAUGGAAUGCUAAGAAAGAAUACUCCCUAAUGAAGCGAUCACUAGUUACAUAUGAAGUGGAAUUUAUCAUGAUUACUCGAAAGAACGGUUCUUCCAUGCUACUACUAUUUCGUCUAUUUAGUAGACAUCAAAGUCGUACUGUAUUAAUCAUUAUCAAAAUUUCCCCAAAGUUUGUUCAGUUUUAAUAAGCCUUAUGUUUCUAUUUUGUGUGUGCUUGAGCCAAAGUUAAUAUUGGGAAGGUUUAGCAUUCUUCUUUCAAUGUUUUUGUUUACUUACCAUAUAAACAAAUAGGCAUCAGCAACCAUAAUUCUCCCACAUGCUUCCUUGGCUAAGUGUUUUAUUGCUUGUCAUAUAGAAUUUUAAGAAAGGAAAAGAGAUUUUGCUUUCAUUUGUUCUAUAAAGGCGAAAUAAAGCAUACAAUUUAUUACUGACUAGCCAAGAAUGCCGAAGGGAAAGGAGGAUACCAAAGAGAUUGAAGGACGUAGCCAUGAUCUUUCCAGAAUUCUUGAAAAAGAGAAGGAUAUGAACAACCUUACGUCCCAGAUCAAGUACCUUGAAUAUUUGGUAAAGGAACAGCAGAAACAAAUUGCUUCUUCAGCUAUUGAAGUUCAGAAAAAGGGAGAUCAAGUGCGGGAUCUACGAAAGAAACUAACGUUAGAGAAGAAUCUAUUUUCUUCCUCGCCAAGCAUUUACUCUCCUGAACAUCUUCUGCCAAAAAGCUUGUCAGCUGAAAUCAAAGGAGCGGCACCAAAAAGUUGUGAGUCGAGAGGCAUUGAACCAGUAGCCUCUUACGAUCUGGAGAAAUUUCGAAAAGACGGAAACUACCUUGAUUCCAAAGUUCACGGCAAACAUCCAAUUGGUGAAUUGGACGAAUCAUUCGAUAACACUCCCAGGCCACCACUUGUCCUCAACAAAUACAAGUCAAAUCUACGACUGAACUCACAAAACGUAUCGUCUGCUUGGGUUCCCGACCAUUCAGUCGACCCCUUCAGUCUUGGUCCUCCCUUUUUGCAACCCCAUACGGCUUCUUCACAAGCAUUUUAUGGCAGUCAGUUUUUUAAGAAGGGUUUGGAAAAUCCAGUUCGCCUAUCUGAUAAUGCUUGCAAUCAGGAACUUCCGAACAACGGCAUUCGUAAAGGGACAGAGAUGUCAGAAACCAGUUCCCAAAAUUACAAAUGGAAGUCUGAAAUUGAGCAAAUUAUCUUCAGAAACGAUCAGUCGGCGUCCUUGUAUCUGCAGCAAAAAUUGAAGUCAAAUGACCAAAAUAUGAAGCAUGCGCUUAUUCAGUGCAUACUUCCCCUGUCAUUUACACUUAUGACAAACAAAUUUGGCAACUUUUUGAUACAAAAAUGCCUUGAACAGUGUGAUGAACGACAGCUGGAGGGAUUUGCUCAACAGCUAAAAGCCCAUAUCACCGAACUUUCAACGAACGCAUUUGGCUCUCACGUUGUUCAAAAGUCAUUUGAGAUCUAUCCAGAAAAUUUUGCAGCUUCCUUAAUUGAUCAAUUAAUGGAGCAGUUGCCAGAGACUUUAAUGCAGAGACACUCAUGCCACGUAUGGCAAAAGUUUUUGGAGACUAGAAGAAAGUCAUGUGCAUUAGGGACAAUGGAUACAUUCAAUAAAAAACUAACUGGAAAUUGGACUCAAGUUGCUACGAGCGAAAUGGGCAGUUUAGUUGUGCAAACAAUUUUUGAAAACUGUAAAGAACAAGAAAAGCGCCCUUGUCUUAAUGAAAUCAUUCAAAAUACUCGUUCCAUUAUCAGCGGACAAUGGGGAAACUGGGUGAUUCAACACAUCAUUGAGCAUGGAAGUGAGGAUGAUCAGGAGAGAGUGUUUUUGGAUAUUCUUCAGAAUGCAGAAUUUUACAGUACAAAUCAAUAUGCAUCAAAGGUGGUUGAACGUGCGUUACGAGUGAACAAUAGGACCUUUUUUAAUGAUUACAUUGUCCUAAUCACACAACCGCAAGAUGGAUGGGGAAGAAUCUUGUUGAUGGAUAUAGCUUCUAGCCAAUAUGGAAACUAUAUUGUCCAAUAUUUGUUACACGCUGCUACAUCGUCCCAAAAGCGAUUACUAGCAGAGCUUCUCAAAAAGCAUAUGGUAUCUCUUCGCGGGCAUAAACAUGGACAAAAGAUUGCGCUCUUGGUGGAAAAAACAAAGACAUAAAAAUGACUGGUUUCCUUAACAUCCGGUUACUGAGAAAGAACAAAUUCCUAAUUCCGAUGAGGACUAAUCUACCUAGAUUUUUGCGCUUAUUCCGUCCAUUGGAAUCUUCAAUUUGUUUGGAUAUUGAAAGAAUGGGAAUUUUUUAUAUCUUACCCUCUUGAGGAGGGACAUAAUCUUCGUCGUCUUCUUCAUUCUCUAAAUCCUCGUCUUCUUGGAGGGCUUUGGAAAAAUCUAUCUUUUUAUUCCGUGUUCUGGAAGAAGAAGUAAUGUUGGUGGGAUCGAUAGCUGUUAAAUCUUCUGGUUCUAUAGUUUCGGAAUUAGAAAGUAAGCUCAUGGACUCAUUGCAAGACACUGUUUUUGCCCUAACUAAAACUUACCAUCGGCAAUUCCUUCUUCAUCUUCUUCCAUUGAUUCUUCAGAAAGUUCCCCUUCGGAUGAACUCAUUUCUUCAAAAUCACCAUCGUCUUCUACAUCUUCGAUAUCUGGAAUAAAGUCCUCCGUGACUCUUCCCUUCCCUUUACUAUUUUUUUGUUAAAAGAUUAUCGAAGAGUUUUUGGCUUACAUGUCAGCUUUUUCAUUAUUCUCUGGCAUUUUUGUAUUCUCGUAGGUACAGCGUUUUUGGUAGGAAGUAAUAAUACUACGGUAAAUAAAAGGCAAGCCUGCCGAAAAGUGAAUUUUUAGAAAAGAUUUUUUUGCUUGUUCAUCUUUCUAGUCAUGAAAAUAAGUUUAUUAUUAUCCUGGAUAAUAUUCGUAUGUGGUUUUGUUGUUUAUUCUUCAUCAAAAUUGGUAAGCAAUUCC